This is a messenger RNA of Parathielavia appendiculata, 360 nucleotides long. RefSeq lists its product as uncharacterized. NCBI's taxonomy places the organism in Eukaryota, Fungi, Ascomycota, Sordariomycetes, Sordariales, Chaetomiaceae. The transcript has a single exon. The record is from RefSeq and is a predicted model, not a curated record. The coding region runs from base 108 to 329 and encodes 73 amino acids.
UAUGUUGAAGACAUAUCGCGGAUUCUCGUCUGAUGGACUGCUGCGGCUUCUCAACUCGGUCCUCUCCGCGAUUCAGAAGCAAUGGCGCCAGGGCUGCAGAUGCCAAGAUGUCGCUGACACCCAGCCAGUUUGUCGAUUCAGUGUGGGGUCCAUCGGCGACCACCCACAGGCUGCCAAUCGCGAAACGUCCAAAAAGCCAAUGGCUGGCGGCUGUGCAGACUCUAGUGGUUGGGAUCAUCGGUCUUGGUCAUCGACUGCAGAGGAACACGAAGUUGGAAGGCGACAUUGACCCGCAAAAAGCGUUUCAUUCGAAUGAACCGACAGGCUGAACCGGAGGCAAAUGGAAGAUAGGAAGCCUUA